GUCACUUGGGAGGCUGGAAUGACAAAAAGGCUUCUAGCGGACGCACUCCGUCAACUCAUUUCCCCAGAUUAUUUGUAGUCCACCUUCUUCCAACCAUGCCAGCCGUAGUAGACGCUUUCAAGAAUCUCAUCCGCAAACAUCAUCACCAUCGGCAUCCUGAUUCUGAACCCCAGCCAUACACGGCGUCUGUACCAGAGUCAAGUCACCAGCCUCAGCAUCGACAACAACAACAACAACAACAGGAGCAGCAGCAGCAGGCUAAGCUCCGAGCUGAACAGGAUUCUCAGAAGCAUCAGCAACCUGAGAAACAGCAUCAGCCUGAGAAGGAGCAGCAGCAACCUGAGAGCACACCUCAGCCUCAGCCUGCACCUGACUCUCGGCAUCAACAAAACAACAUGACUGUACCUGAGGAUCGAGAGCCAAAGAACAAAUUGCCCACCUACAAAGGCUUGGAUAACUUCAAGCUAUUGGAUAAGAUGGGAGACGGCGCAUUUUCUAAUGUUUACAAGGCAGUAGAUCUUACAACUGGGCAGACAGUCGCAGGUUCAGUUCUUCGAUUCCUCUUCUGUUAUAACCGACUGAUCAACUUUUUUAUAGUAAAAGUCGUUCGCAAAUUUGAGCUGAAUGCUUCACAGGCCGGCGAAAAACAUCUCAAUAUUCAGUUCAAGAAAAAGCCGCGCGUAACAGAGCGGGCCAAUAUUUUGAAAGAGGUGCAAAUCAUGAGGGGAACAAAUCACCCAUCGAUCGUAAAGUUGAUCUCAUUUUCCGAAUCACCAGAAUACUAUUUUCUGGUUAUGGAACUCAUGGAGGGCGGUGAAUUAUUCCACCAGAUCGUCAAGCUGACGUAUUUCAGUGAGAAUCUAGCAAGGCACGUGAUUCUCCAGGUUGCACAAGGUAUCCGUUAUCUUCAUGAGGAACGUGGUGUUGUGCAUCGGGACAUCAAACCGGAAAAUCUGUUAUUCGAGCGGAUACCCAUCAUCCCUUCAAAUGGUCUCGUACAACGUCCGUAUGACGAGGAAAAGGAAGAUGAAGGCGAAUUUAUCCCAGGGGUCGGUGGAGGCGGAAUCGGGCGAAUCAAGAUUGCAGAUUUUGGCUUAUCAAAAGUGAUCUGGAACGAGGAAACGAUGACGCCAUGCGGAACCGUUGGCUAUACUGCCCCCGAAAUCGUCAAGGAUGAGCGUUACUCACAGAGUGUGGACAUGUGGGCACUUGGCUGCGUGCUUUACACACUCCUUUGCGGGUUCCCGCCGUUCUACGACGAGAGUAUCAACGUCUUAACAGAGAAGGUCGCGCGGGGAUAUUACACAUUUUUGAGUCCAUGGUGGGAUGAUAUCAGCCAUUCUGCAAAGGAUCUCAUUCAACAUUUGUUAUGCGUGGACCCUGCUCAGAGAUAUACCAUAGAUGAGUUCCUUGCUCAUCCGUGGUGCACUGCCGCUCCUGCCCCACCACCAGCACCAUCCACUCCUGCUUAUGUCAAUUCUCCUCCGCUUGACUCUCCACUGCUUACCGCUGCUCGCGGUGGCGUUUUAGAGGCUCGUUCUCCUGGUCUCGCAACGCUCAAGGAAGCAUUCGACAUUACCUAUGCAGUCCACCGUAUGGAGGAAGAAGGUGCACGUAGGCGUGCAUACAAUGGUCGUGGCGGCGCCGGUACCCGAGGAUACCUGCAUGGACUUAACGAGGAUGAAGAAGACAAUGUCGAUGACAAAGUCCUCGUACAUGAUGCACGGAGCAGGAGAGGGGAGCUUGAGACUCGUGCACCAACACUGUUUACCCAGGGUGGGUUACCUGGCGCCGGAGCGAAGACCGUUGCAAAGCGCAAUAUUAUUGGUGGACCUAAUCAAGCAGAUCGUAGUCUUUUGGACGGUCGCGCUGGCCCAAGAGAUCGCGGUCGCCGUCAAGCUGGUGGCCCAGGUUUCCAGCUGGAUAUAGACAAUGCAACCCUACUUGGUCGUCGCAAUAAGAAGAUGGCAGGUCCUGGUAUUGCAGAGUCGAGUCCUCUAUCGCACGCUGUCCACAUAGAUGACUACUCGUUUCCGCCUGGAAGUCCGAUGCGGGUCGUCUGAUGAUGUCGGACGUACUUGGAUACCACUUAUUCUCCUCCAUGAUAGUCCUUGCUCGCCGCGUUUCAACCAAUCCCCACCGAGUUGCCUGCUCUCAUCAAUCAGUAUAAUAUCUUCAAGUACCAUAGAAUACCUUUGCUUUCAAUCGUUUUAGCCCUGCAUUCUCA
Molecule: messenger RNA, 2227 nt
Organism: Suillus subaureus
Lineage: Eukaryota; Fungi; Basidiomycota; Agaricomycetes; Boletales; Suillaceae
Product: kinase-like domain-containing protein
Exons: 10
Coding region: 96-2063 (655 amino acids)
Biological process (GO): mitotic DNA damage checkpoint signaling; protein phosphorylation
Cellular component (GO): nucleus
Molecular function (GO): ATP binding; protein serine/threonine kinase activity
Source: RefSeq, a predicted model, not a curated record